CCAAUCCAACUCAUUGUUCUCCGCAGACUUUUAAAACUCCACAGGAAUCUCAUCCGACCCCAAGGCUCCCCCUUCUUAUCCCGGGGAUGGUCCUCCCCACCAUAGUUGUGAAAAGCACACCUGAGGCCCUGAGGCGUGAUGUGCACGAAGCGCCUGGAGUUGUGCAUCGCCAACCUUGAUGCGCGCGCUGUUCACGAGGCGCGCGCCUUACUGUGCCUCGUCGCAAAAUGUGCAGUCACUGAAGCUUUGAAAGCUGGUUUGCGUGGAAAAGCAUUAAGAAUAUGCCAUUACUAUCGGGACACACUUUGGGAAGCAACUGAAAAUCCUUAUGUGCCAAAUGCUGGCUUUUUAGAGGAUGUUGUUUUUGAGGAUCCUACUUUGGUUUCUACUUAUGAGGCCUCUGAAUCACAUGAAGGUGAAGACCCCAUGAAAAAUGUUAACACCAAUGAUAAUGAAGGAGCAGUAGAGGAUUCUGUGGAUGUUGCCACUUCUUCGAGUUGUGAUCAAGCUUCAAAAAUUCAAUCUGAUGUUGCACAUGAAGAUAGUGAACUAAUAGAGGAUAUGGUUGAACUGAAGGUGAUAGAGAAACUCUCAGAAGAAUUAAAAGAGGUCCAACAUCCCAUGUCUGUAGAAGACAUAGAUGCACUGCUAGACAAAUGCCUGUUGCAUGCCUUGCAUGCAACUGUUAAGGAGAAGGACCUUCCCAUGCCUGGAAGUACGUUAUGGUCAAGCCAUGUUCUUCCAAGCAGGCCAUCUGGCAUAUCAUUAGACAUAAAGAAGUCUUCUUACAAGAAACUAUCUAAGUGGUUACAAGCUAAAGCUUCUAUAGGAUGGAUCUCAGUGAAAGAAGACAAACAUAAGAAAGAGGUAAAUCUGGUUUCAAUUAACCGGAACCACCCGGAGUAUAUAUCCUUUAAGCCAGAGAAAAAGGCCCGAAUGGCUGGGAAAUCUGCGGGUGCUGCUUCUAAUGAAGAGCAGUCACCAAGACUACUGGAUGUAACUGAAAUUUAUAAACCUAGUGUUCAUGUAAAUCCAAUUUUUGCAGCUGUAGGAGUAAAUCUCGAUAAGCUAUAUACUGCAUCAGAAGCUUCUGAAAUAGUUUUCCAGUAUGUGGAGAAAGAGAAACUUGUUAAAGCAACAAACAAAUCUCUUGUCAUUCUUGAUGCAAUUUUAUGUGAUGCCCUUUUUAAGGGAGCAAUGAAAAGGGGAUGCACUUAUCCAACUGAAAUUCAUAAGAAAGAUAUAGGGGCAACUUUUAUUAACCGGAUGCAACCCCAUCAUAGAAUUACAAGAGGAAAUGAUACAGCUGUUCGCAAAGGUACUUUGAAACCUAUUCAGAUCUUGACAGAAAGGAGGCAAGGCAACAAGAAAGUGACCAAGCUUUCUGGGCUGGAGUCGUUUUUUGUUGAUGCUGAGGUAUUGGCUUCUGAGUUGCAGAAGAAAUUUGCUUGUAGCACCUCCAUGACAGAACUUCCAGGUAAAAAGGGAUUUGAGGUUUUGGUACAAGGCGGUGUCAUUGAUGAUGUUGCUAGACAUUUGGUAGAACAUUAUGGCAUCCCAAAGAGGUUUAUUGAGGUUUAUGAUAAAACGAAGAAAUAGGUAGUGGGUUGAAUCCGUGGAUUCUGUCGCUCCUCAAGUUCAAUCGAUGUCUCAAGAGUCCGAACUACUGUUAAGUUGGAU
Messenger RNA from Cuscuta campestris, 1680 nucleotides. The record is from the annotation of a GenBank genome assembly. Lineage: Eukaryota; Viridiplantae; Streptophyta; Magnoliopsida; Solanales; Convolvulaceae.